Molecule: messenger RNA, 303 nt
Organism: Glarea lozoyensis ATCC 20868
Lineage: Eukaryota; Fungi; Ascomycota; Leotiomycetes; Helotiales; Helotiaceae
Product: HMG-box
Exons: 4
Coding region: 1-303 (100 amino acids)
Source: RefSeq, a predicted model, not a curated record
AUGCCAAAGGAAAAGGCCCCAAAGAGAGCUAAGCGCACCGAGAAGAAGAAGAAGGAUCCAAAUGCCCCAAAGCGUGGUCUCUCCGCCUACAUGUUCUUUGCCAAUGAGCAGAGAGAGAAUGUCCGCGAGGAAAACCCAGGAAUCAGCUUUGGCCAAGUCGGAAAGGUUCUUGGAGAGCGAUGGAAGGCUUUGAGUGACACUCAACGUAAACCAUAUGCUGCCAAAGCAGACGCCGACAAGAUCAGAUACGAAGAGGAGAAGGCUAAUUACAAUGCCGAUGCUGAGGAAGAGGAGUCUUCUUAA